Molecule: messenger RNA, 2518 nt
Organism: Chelmon rostratus (copperband butterflyfish)
Lineage: Eukaryota; Metazoa; Chordata; Actinopteri; Chaetodontiformes; Chaetodontidae
Gene: kcnn3
Product: potassium intermediate/small conductance calcium-activated channel, subfamily N, member 3
Exons: 9
Coding region: 1-2490 (829 amino acids)
Biological process (GO): potassium ion transmembrane transport
Cellular component (GO): plasma membrane; neuron projection; neuronal cell body
Molecular function (GO): small conductance calcium-activated potassium channel activity; calmodulin binding
Source: RefSeq, a predicted model, not a curated record
AUGGAGCCUCCCCCCUCUCUGAGCUUGGCUCUGCUAGGAGGGAGUGAGGAUGAGGACCAGCGCUUCCUCCUUCCCCUGGGCAGUAUAUCCCAUCCUUCCACCGCUGGCAACCAGCCAGGAUCAAACCACUCCAACCACAUGGGAGGAUCAAGCCUUGACCGUCUAAAUGGCAGCACCCCGUCCCCGUCCACUGCCACGCCCAACCUGCCUCCAACAUCACUCCCCAAGUUGCCCCUGUCAUCGUCUGGUGCCCAGCCUCUGCCGCCACCCAUCCCCAACGCCCUGCACCCCACCAGCACCCCGCUCUCCUCCUGCCUGGGAUCCCAGCACAGCCUGAGUGGGGACAACUCCCCGGUCUACAACGCCCUCUUUUACUCCUCCCACUCGCCCUCCAUGGAUCGGGAGAGGGACAGAGAGCGUGACAGGGACAGGGAGAGGGAGAGAGAGAGGGGCUGCAAACACAGACAGGCGAGCCCUCUGGUCCACCGUCGGGACAGUAACCCCUUCACGGAGAUCGCCAUGAGCUCCUGUAAGUACACAGGCGGGGUCAUGAAGCCUCUGAGCCGUCUCAGCGCCUCCCGCAGAAACCUCAUCGAAUCAGACAGCAGCAGCGAGACCAAAGAGGGCGGUGUUUCAGCUGUUGCCGGAGCAACGGCUGCUGGGGGACAUGACCGACAGCGUGAAGCCCCUCCUACCUCCUCGUUGGCCCAGACCUCUGCCAACCAACCCCCAAUUCAGAGCCCCCCAGAGAUUGUGAUUUCAUCCAAAGAAGACUCACCGUACCCCAGAGGGGGGUAUGACAUCAGCGACUCCACAUCCAACCAGAUGUCCAUAUACCACCAGAACCACGCGCUGGUGGAGAGCAGGCGGGCGCAGCCGGGGAGGGGAAGCAGGCAGGGGGGAGUUGGGGCAGUGGGCACCGGGGCCAGGGGCAGCACCUCCAAGGCCCCCAAAAGGAAGAACCAAAACAUUGGCUAUAAACUGGGGCAUCGCAGGGCGCUGUUCGAGAAGAGAAAGAGGCUGAGCGACUAUGCUCUCAUCUUCGGGAUGUUUGGCAUCGUCGUCAUGGUGAUUGAGACGGAGCUGUCGUGGGGCGUGUACACCAAGAGCUCCAUGUAUUCUCUGGCCCUGAAGUGUCUGAUCAGUCUGUCCACAGUGAUACUGCUGGGCCUCAUCAUAGCCUACCAUGCACGGGAAGUUCAGCUGUUCGUCAUCGACAACGGAGCGGACGACUGGCGCAUUGCCAUGACGAUGGAGAGGGUUCUGUUGAUCGCUCUGGAGCUGCUGGUGUCUGCCGUGCAUCCAGUUCCCGGGGACUUUAAGUUUCAGUGGCGGGCACGGCUGGCUUUCUCGUAUGCGCCGUCACAGGCCGAGGCUGAUCUGGACAUGGUGCUGAGCGUGCCCAUGUUCCUGCGCCUCUACCUCAUCGCCAGAGUCAUGCUUCUGCACAGCAAACUCUUCACUGACGCCUCCUCCAGGAGUAUAGGUGCCCUAAAUAAGGUGCAUUUUAACACACGAUUUGUAAUGAAAACCCUCAUGACUAUCUGCCCCGGGACGGUGCUGCUGGUCUUCAGCAUCUCUCUGUGGAUCAUCGCCGCCUGGACCGUACGAGUGUGCGAGAGGUAUCACGAUGCCCAGGAUGUAACCAGUAACUUCCUGGGAGCCAUGUGGCUAAUCUCCAUCACGUUCUUGUCCAUCGGCUAUGGAGACAUGGUUCCUCACACCUACUGUGGCAAAGGAGUCUGCCUGCUCACAGGAAUCAUGGGUGCAGGCUGUACGGCUCUGGUGGUUGCCGUGGUAGCCAGGAAGCUGGAGCUGACCAAGGCCGAGAAACACGUACACAACUUCAUGAUGGACACGCAACUCACCAAGAGGAUAAAGAACGCAGCAGCUAACGUGCUAAGGGAAACCUGGCUCAUCUACAAACACACCAAGCUGAUGAAGAAGAUCGACCACUCCAGAGUCCGCAAGCACCAGCGGAAGUUCCUCCAGGCUAUACAUCAAUUACGCAGUGUGAAAAUGGAGCAGAGGAAACUCAGUGAUCAGGCCAACACACUCGUGGACCUCUCAAAGAUGCAGAGCGUCAUGUAUGAGCUGAUGUCGGAGCUGAACGACCGCAGCGAGGACUUGGAGCGCCAGAUGCUGUCCCUGGAGCAGCGGGUGGAGCAGCUCACCGCCGGCUUCAACACCCUGCCUGCCCACCUCUCAGCCACCCUCAGCGCCCAGCACGCCGCCCUGGUCCACUUGCUUCGAGAGCGGGACGCAAGGGAUGGUAGAGGAGGUAGUGGAGGAGGUGCUGUGGUCCCGCUGUCCCCAGCUCCCCCUUUAACCACUGCUCCAGCUUCAGUUCCUCCCGUCCAGGUCGCAGCAACACCCCCCUCCCAGGUCCCUUCUUUGGCCUUGGAGUCCCCUCUGUCGCCCCCACCACUGAGCCCAGAGGGGAGCCUAGAGGCUAGUCCCAACCUCAACACCUGCACUUCUAGCUGCUGAAGACAGCUCUGAGGACCAGGAGAGGACA